This is a messenger RNA of Beta vulgaris subsp. vulgaris (sugar beet), 2887 nucleotides long. RefSeq names its product carbon catabolite repressor protein 4 homolog 1. Gene Ontology annotation, cellular component: cytoplasm; nucleus; CCR4-NOT complex. The transcript has 12 exons. Gene Ontology annotation, biological process: nuclear-transcribed mRNA poly(A) tail shortening. Bases 577 to 2373 code for a protein of 598 amino acids. The record is from RefSeq and is a predicted model, not a curated record. NCBI's taxonomy places the organism in Eukaryota, Viridiplantae, Streptophyta, Magnoliopsida, Caryophyllales, Amaranthaceae. Gene Ontology annotation, molecular function: poly(A)-specific ribonuclease activity.
AAAUUUCCGCUACAAAAUUCCCAAAACUUAUAUUCCUAAUAUAAUGGAGAGACGACCAACACAAAAAUUAAUUCGAGCGACUUCUAUUUCAUCUGUAAAACCCUAACUAUCCAAAUCCCCUUUCUCCCUCUCUCUCCUCUUCUUCUUCGUCUUUCCCUCUCAGAAAUCGAACUUUACUUUUUCAAAUUAUCUCUUAAGAUUUCGAUCCAUCUGAAAAUCGAUCUACAGCAGAUUCACUGAUUGUUUUCGCAGCGCAAUUUCAUUUGCGAAAAUCCCUAAUUUAUUUCUUACAUCUUUGUUUUUUUGCAGUAUUCUUUUUUGGAUCUUUUGGUUGUUUUUUAUACUAUCUGAUAGUUGAGGAUUACUUUUAGGGUUUGUGUUUUGCUUACUUCUUGGUGAGUUAUUAAAUAAUUUAUCGAGGCUGGCGAGCUUGGAGGUGUAGUAAAUGGCGGAUCCGCCUGGUCUCCGCCUACCCUUUCCAUGUUUGGAAGCCAUUAAACGUCAAGAAUUAGGGUUUCAAAGCUUUUGUUUGGGGAUUUGUAACUCAUUUAAGAUAGUAAGAAAAGAAGUUGCAGCAUGCUGAGUGUGUAUAGGGUGCACCUCCCGUCCGACAUUCCCAUUGUAGGUUGCGAGCUUACUCCGUAUGUUCUGCUUCGGAAACUCGAUAAGACUGUGAUUAAUGAUGAUGUUCCUGAGACUGCUCCGAUUGACGGCCAUUUCUUGAGAUAUAAGUGGUAUCGUGUACAGAGUGACAAGAAGGUUGCUGUUUGUAGUGUGCAUCCAGCUGAACCAGCCACUCUACAGUGCCUUGGUUGUAUUAAGGGCAAGAUCCCUCUGGCUAAAAGCUACCACUGCUCUUCCAAGUGUUUUUCAGAUGCUUGGCAGCAUCAUCGUGUUUUGCAUGACCGUGCUGCCAGUGCGGUGAAUGAGAAUGGAGGAGAAGAAGACGAAUUGUUUGGACGCUUCAAUAGCACAGGUUCUGGAGUCCUGAAUACUGUCUUGCCUCCUUCUGCAUCAAGUCCCAACUUGACCAAUGGAUCAACACCUUUAUAUCCUGCCACUGUUACACAGAGGAAUGGUGGUGAAACAUGGUUUGAAGUCGGGCGUUCUAAGACGUACACACCUUCUGCUGAUGAUAUUAGCCACGUUCUGAAAUUCGAAUGUGUUGUCGUAGAUGCUGAGACAAAGCUAAAUGUUGGACAUCCCAUGACUCUGACAACAAAUCGUGUCAUCCCUGCACCUACACCUACUCCGCGUCGCAUGAUUUCGGUUAGUGGGGUAGAUGUGAUGGGUCAUUUGGAUUCAGAUGGUCGUAUUGCAUCUGCUGGAACUUUCACUGUACUUUCAUACAACAUAUUGGCUGAUGCUUAUGCCACAAGUGAUACAUAUAGUUACUGUCCUUCAUGGGCUCUUUCUUGGCCAUAUCGUAGACAAAAUCUUUUGCGAGAAAUUGUUGGAUAUCGUGCUGACGUUGUAUGCCUUCAAGAGGUUCAAUAUGAUCAUUUUGAUGAAUUCUUUGCUCCCGAGCUUGACAAACAUGGUUACCAAGCUCUAUAUAAGAGGAAAACUUCAGAGAUUACACAUACAGUGGAUGGCUGUGCAACAUUUUUCCGUAGAGACAGAUUUGCGCAUGUAAAAAAAUACGAGGUUGAGUUUAAUAAGGCUGCACAGUCUUUAACAGAGGCUGUAGUUCCUGCCACCCAGAAGAAAACAGCUUUAAAUCGACUUGUCAAGGAUAAUGUUGCUCUAAUCGCUGUACUGGAAGCAAAAUUUAGUCAUCAGGGUGUUGAUACCCCUGGAAAGCGACAGCUUCUUUGUGUUGCAAAUACCCAUGUAAAUGUGCAUCAAGAAUUAAAGGACGUCAGACUCUGGCAGGUCCAUACUCUGUUGAAAGGGUUGGAAAAGAUUGCUGCCAGUGCUGAUAUCCCAAUGUUGGUGUGCGGAGACUUUAAUUCAACUCCUGCAAGUGCUCCUCAUUCUCUACUUGCGAUGGGUAAAGUUGAGCCGCAACAUCCUGAUUUAGCAGUGGACCCUUUAGGAAUAUUGCGCCCUCAUUCAAAGCUUGCACACCAGCUUCCAUUGGUCAGUGCAUACUCAUCCUUUGCAAGAGGGAUUGGACCAGCUUUAGAGCAGCAAAGGCGGAGAAUGGAUCCUUCUACAAAUGAACCCUUGUUCACAAACUGCACCAGAGAUUUUAUAGGAACCCACGAUUACAUAUAUUACACAGCGGACUCUUUGACAGUGGAGUCUUUGCUUGAACUAUUGGAUGAAGAAAGCUUAAGGAAGGACACCGCCCUUCCUUCUCCAGAGUGGUCGUCUGAUCAUAUAGCACUCCUAGCCGAAUUUCGCUGCAAACCAAGAAUUCGCCGUUAGCACUUUGGGAUAUAGGUUCUUCUGUUGAAGUCUGCUUCUAUCAUCAACAGGCUGCCUGGAAGAUAUGUUGACGAAAAAUUUGAUGAGGAGUUGAUGGAUAUAUCUUUUUGAAAGUCCUUAUUCGGAUUGUAAGAACGGUGGAUCCGGCCCAGAUGUAUCAUCACCUCAUGGGGGUUCACAGCUAUGAUCCCCCCUGUAUCAUGCCACCUUGUUGUCCCAUAGAUAUGAUCCUAUUCAAAUUUUCCUUCUUUUAAUAGAAAUUGUCACAGCUUGCUCAUCGGCAGGUUAAAUGUGAGUAGUGAUUGUGUUUUUACUGUCAAGUUUCUACAAAAGCAACACAGUAGUUUUGCAAUUCAGACGGGGGUCACAUCUGUAGGUUAUUCUGUAUUUUUCUUAGAAUGGGUAAUAGUCUUCCCCCAUUUUUUUCUAGUACAAAGCAAGAUAACAGAGAUACAGUUGUUGACUGUUGUACUUGUGUCAAUAUAGUAUGAUAGUCAUCCCAGUUCCUUUUCAA